Molecule: messenger RNA, 1399 nt
Organism: Asparagus officinalis (garden asparagus)
Lineage: Eukaryota; Viridiplantae; Streptophyta; Magnoliopsida; Asparagales; Asparagaceae
Product: probable E3 ubiquitin-protein ligase LUL4
Exons: 3
Coding region: 227-1387 (386 amino acids)
Biological process (GO): protein ubiquitination
Molecular function (GO): ubiquitin protein ligase activity
Source: RefSeq, a predicted model, not a curated record
CGUCAAUACAGAAGCAUGCGGUAUUUUUACUUUCAAAUUCAACUGUUAAAGUUCUCCGGAGUUGACACAGGCCCCACGACGAAGAUCUGGUAAUUAAUUCCCCAGCAAGCAACCCUCUGAUUGAUCUUCCUUCCUUCCUUCCUUCCACAAAUCCUCCCAAGAUUCCAGCCCGAACGCAAAACACCGUCUCCUUCCUCUUUUGCUCUCCUCUGCAAUUAACUCAGUCAUGGGUCAGUCAUCAAGCAGCCAAAGGAGAAGAAGAGGAAACAAUUACCCACAACAACCAUACUCCUCUCCUCCUCCUCCUCCUCCUCCUCCGGCAACAAGCUAUCCUUAUUCCUCCAAUCCCUCUUACUACCAUCCUAACCCCCCUCCUCCUCCUCCUUACAGUAACAAUACCAAUUCCUACUCCUACCAACUAGCUGCCGGCUACAACACCCUCCUCAGGUUCCUCGAUACCUUGGUCGGCCGAAAUCCCCAACAACAGCAGCUACAACAACCUCACUACUAUUAUUAUGGACCCCCUAAUCAAAUUCAGGGGAAUGGUAGCCGGUGGGUCCCCUCCCCUUCCCCCGCUUCCUCGUCCUCUUCUUUGAUGCCUCCUCCUCCUCCUCCUCAGUAUGUGGAGCAGCAGGAGGCCAAGACCGUCAGGAAUGAUGUCAACGUCCAUAAGGACACUGUCCGCCUCGCGCUAGAUCACCAGAACCCCGAUCACUAUCUAGUUUCCUUUGUGUUUGAUGCCACGCUUGAUGGCAGUAUCACAAUCUACUACUUUGCCCAAGAAGGAGCUAAUGGUGAUCUCUCCCCAGUGUAUGCGGAUAUGCACGCACCAAAAAGGUUCCCUUUCCAGAAAGGGUUCGGACAGGAGUUUCAUCAACCUGCAGGUUCUGGUAUUGAUUUAGGGUUUUUUGAGUUAGAUGAUCUCUCUAAGCCAUUAAAUGGAGAUAUCUUCCCAUUGGUUAUCUAUGCCGAGGCUUGCCCACAGACUCAGCUGAUGGAUGAACAAGUUGGUAAUUGUAAAACUGCUACAUGUGCGCAGAUUACUCAAGCUAUCAUACAAAAGUCUAAUAAUGAGCCUUUUCAAGCAAAGGUUGUAAAGCAGAUAUUGUGGGCAAAUGGUGAACGCUACGAAUUGCAAGAAAUAUUUGGUAUUGCCGACUCAGUAGAAGCGGAAGCAGAAUCUAAUGAUGAUAAUGCGCAUGACAUGGGAAAAGAAUGUGUAAUUUGUUUGUCUGAACCGAGGAGUACUGCAGUGUUACCUUGUCGGCAUAUGUGUAUGUGCAGUGAAUGUGCGAAAGCAUUACGGCUUCAAUCAAAUAAGUGUCCAGUGUGUCGCCAACCUGUUGAGAAGCUAAUGGAGAUUAAUGUGAAGAAGGCUGACCAUUAAAAAGCUUUCAUC